AUGACAAUGGUGAAGUCUCCUAAGAAACAUGUUAACCUUUUCUUUUCCCUUGACUGUGAACAACUUGCGAACAAAGUUGCUGCUCAUUCAGAGGAUAGCAUCACUCUCCAGAAUGUCAAUUGGAGGUCUUUUGCCGAUGGGUUUCCGAAUAUAUUUAUAAAUAAUGCAGAGGAGCUCCGGGGUCAACAUGUUGCCUUUUUGGCGUCGUUCAGCUCUCCGGCUCAAGUCUUUGAACAGCUGUCUGUCAUAUAUGCACUCCCUCGUCUAUUUGUUGCUUCCUUCACUUUGGUAUUGCCUUUCUUCCCUACUGGAUCAUUUGAGCGUAUGGAAGAAGAAGGUGAUGUAGCAACUGCCUUUACCCUUGCAAGGAUGUUGUCAAAUAUUCCCAUUUCAAGAGGCGGCCCAACUAGUUUAGUCAUAUAUGACAUUCAUGCUUUGCAGGAGAGGUUUUAUUUCGGAGAUGAGGUUUUGCCAUUGUUUGAGACUGGUAUUCCUCUUCUUAAGCAACGUCUGCAACAACUUCCCGAUGCUGAUAAUGUAGUUAUUGCAUUUCCAGAUGACGGUGCAUGGAAGCGAUUCCACAAGCUGUUCGACAAUUAUUCAGUGGUUGUAUGUACAAAGGUACGUGAAGGUGACAAGAGGAUAGUUCGGCUCAAGGAAGGCCAUGUCUCUGGUCAUCAUGUUGUGAUUGUUGAUGAUUUGGUCCAAUCAGGAGGCACCCUAAUUGAAUGUCAGAAAGUUUUGGCUGCCAAUGGUGCAGCAAAAGUGAGCGCCUAUGUCACACACGGUGUGUUCCCUAACCAAUCAUGGUUGCGCUUCACUCAUAAAGAUGAAGCUUCGGAGAAAGCAUUUGCCUACUUUUGGAUCACAGAUUCUUGCCCAGUUACUGUCAAAGCUCUAGCGAAUCAAGCUCCUUUUGAAGUACUGAGUUUAGCAGGGUCAAUUGCUAAUGCCCUUCAAAUUUGA
This is a messenger RNA of Vicia faba (fava bean), 966 nucleotides long. NCBI's taxonomy places the organism in Eukaryota, Viridiplantae, Streptophyta, Magnoliopsida, Fabales, Fabaceae. The record is from the annotation of a GenBank genome assembly.